UGAAGUGUACACUCGCCUCCACAGUAAAAAGGCUAUAUACGUGCAGUUUUUUAUCCGAACCGCGGACAAAGAUGAAUUUAUGCGUGUUUGCUUGCCUGCUGGUCCUGGUCGGCUCUGCGAUGGCCGGGCCACUCAUCCAGACACUGAACGGUAGAAUCGAAGGAGUUACGGAAACUUUCAAGGAAGAUAAAUAUCUGAAGGUGGACAAGAAGAUUGACAUCUACAGGGGCAUUCCAUAUGCCGAGCCGCCUUUGGGGCUCCGACGUUUCCAGCCCCCGGUACCCGUCAACUCCUGGAGCGGUACUCUCAACGCAGCCCGUCACGGCCCUGCCUGCAUCCAAUACUUCAUCUCGUUUAGUGGCAUGGACGAGGACUGCUUGUUCCUCGACGUCUAUCGCCCUCACACCGUAUCCAAGACUGCCGCGGUCAUGGUCUUUAUUCACGGCGGUGCCUUUUUCUUCGGCUACGGGUCAAUGCCGGAAUACUUAGGCCAGCCCAUUUCAGCCGUAGGUGAUGUCAUCUAUGUUGCCAUCAACUACCGCCUUGGGCCGUUUGGCUUCCUUUCAACUGGUGACAGCGAGGCUCCUGGUAACGUUGGCUUGCUGGAUCAAGUCUUGGCUCUCAAGUGGGUGAAGAACAACAUUCAUAGAUUUGGUGGAGACCCCGACAACAUCACCAUCUUUGGAGAGAGUGCUGGCGGCGCCAGCGUCAGUUUUCACCUCGUGUCAAAGCACAGCAGAGGUCUUUUCACAAGAGCAAUCAUGCAGAGCGGUACGUCGACGUCGUUCUUCGCCUACCAACGCUCUCUCGACUACGCCAAAAAUCAGGCGAAGGAAGUGGGGCUGAAGGCGGGCUGUCCUACGGGCACCACUGCCGAAAUGAUCUCCUGUUUGCAGGCGUUGCCGGCAAGAAAGUUCCGGUCUAUUGCCUAUAAGGUUGGUUUGGCUUACCUGCCCGUGGUGGAUGGAUCGUUCCUGCACGACAAGCCAGAGAACAUCUUGGCCGCAGGCGACUUCCAGAAACUCGACAUACUGAUUGGAGCAAUGAGAGACGAGGGCUCCCUGGUGGCCUUGGCCGAGAACCUCUUCUCUUUCUUCGCUUCCAAGGCCCCGCCCAUGAGCCACGACAAGUUUCUGAAGACUUACCCUGGCUGGAUCUACAACUACGGUGACGUGGCAAAUAACGCCGCCAUGAAACAGGCCAUUGAGGCCCGCUACGUCAGCGACAGCCAAGCCGCUGAUCCCACCUCCGAUUACCUAGAUAAUUUCAUCAAGAUCAUGACGGACUACAUCUGGAUAGUCCCCACUGAGGUCACAGCUCAGGCUCACCUACGGGAAGGCAACAAGGUCUACAUGUACCAGAUGACGCAUACACCAACCGUCUCCAUCUUUCACAUCUUUUUCCUAGGCCCCAAGUGGGUGGGUGCCAUCCACGCGGACGACCUUCCCUUUGUCUUCGGCAAUUCCUGGAUUCCCAAAGUGUUCUACAAGAUCAAAAAGCCACUGCCUGAGGAGAGGAUGAUGUCCAACACUAUCAUGAAAUACUGGACCAACUUUGCGAAGACAGGUUCACCCAACGAUGGCGUCGUACCCAACUGGCCGGAGUACAAUCUAGACAAGAAGCAAUACAAGGAUAUCUCUGUCUACUUUCCGACCAAGAGCGGUGGUAUCCGCCAGGACUACGUCUCUUUCUGGACCAAUGACAUCCCUAAACUCGUCACUCGCUCUGAUGUGAUUUCGGACCCGACCCGGGGCAUUGAGGCCUUUAUUGAUGUAUUCAACCAGGUUGAGCAGUGUAAGGCCCAGUUCGAUGAAAACGAGGUGCACAUACACCAAGAAAAUAAUGACUCGUGAAAAGACUAACCUCUCGAUGACAGAAAUCUUAAAAAAGUAAUGUUCGAUAAAUUUCAAAUCGGAUUACAGUCUAAAUUCUGAGUUAUGCUAAUACACCCAAAAAGUUUAAUAGUAACAAAAACCACUCGAGUUGAAAAAAGAAUUAGUAACUGAUCUAGGUUAUGGAAAGAUGACAUAUUUCACCCCUACCGGUGAACACAAAACUUUUAUUGCUUUAAUGAAUUACAGCUCCCAAAUUCUCUUGCAAAUAACAUUGAAGACUUCAUCAUGCUUUAGUAAUGUACCAUAGUUUCGAAUGUUUACCGACGCACUUGCCCAAAAUAAAUGUCAAGAGAAAAGUCAGCGUCUGGUAACAGUCAUUUUGCAGUUUGGGAAUUGAAAUCGUGAAGAAUGUUGGAAAGGAGAUCGCCGAUGAAAUGGCAGGCCUUGGUUGGACAAGACAUUCUUGAAUGUCGUAUCUAAACCACAGAAACUGACGUGACUAUUUAUGUUGUUAUGUUCAUGUCUUUAUAUAUCGGUCACAGCAGACGGCGAAG
Acanthaster planci (crown-of-thorns starfish) is the source of this 2389-nucleotide messenger RNA. Its product is annotated as acetylcholinesterase-like. The record is from RefSeq and is a predicted model, not a curated record. Gene Ontology annotation, molecular function: acetylcholinesterase activity. NCBI's taxonomy places the organism in Eukaryota, Metazoa, Echinodermata, Asteroidea, Valvatida, Acanthasteridae. Gene Ontology annotation, cellular component: plasma membrane. Gene Ontology annotation, biological process: acetylcholine catabolic process; choline metabolic process.